AUGAGGACGUCCUGCGUGGUGCUCACUGCCCUGGUGGCGCUGGCCGCCUAUUACGUCUACAUCCCCCUGCCCGGCUCCCUGUCCGACCCCUGGAAGCUGAUGCUGCUGGACGCGACUUUCCGGGGCGCCCAGCAAGUGAGUAACAUGGUGCACUACCUGGGCCUGACCCAUCACCUGCUCGCACUGAACUUUAUCAUCGGUUCUUUCGGCAAGAAAAGCGCAUGGUCCUCGGCUCGGAUGAACGUGACGGACACGGACUUUGACGGCGUGGAAGUCAGGGUGUUCGAAGGCCCCGCCAAGCCACAAGAGCCCCUGAAACGCGGCGUUGUUUAUAUUCACGGGGGAGGCUGGGCCUUGGCGAGUGCAAGAAUAAGAUAUUAUGAUGAACUGUGUACAGCAAUGGCUGAGGAGUUGAAUGCUGUCAUUGUCUCCAUUGAAUACAGGCUCGUUCCAAAGGUUUAUUUUCCUGAGCAAGUUCACGAUGUUGUACGUGCCACGAAGUACUUCAUGCAGCCGGAAGUCUUACAGAAGUACUCGGUGGACCCAGGCAGAAUUGGCGUUUCUGGCGACAGCGCUGGUGGGAAUUUGGCCGCUGCCCUGGGCCAACAGUUUAGUCAAGAUGCCAACUUGAAAAACAAGCUCAAAGUGCAAGCUUUAAUUUAUCCAGUCCUCCAACCUUUGGAUUUUAACACACCCUCCUAUCAGCAAAAUGUGAACACCCCGAUCCUGCCCCGUUACGUCAUGGUGAAGUACUGGCUGGACUACUUCAAAGGCAACUAUGACUUUAUCCAGGCCAUGAUCGUGAACAACCACACCUCGCUUGAUGUGGAAGAGGCUGCUGCCCUCAGGGCCCGUCUAGACUGGAAGUCCCUCUUGCCUGAGUCCAUCACCAAGAACUACCAGCCUGUUGUGCAGGCCACCGGCAACGCCAGGAUUGUGCAGGAGAUCCCUCAGCUGCUAGAUGCCCGUGCUGCCCCACUCAUCGCCGACCAGGAGGUCCUGCGGAACCUCCCCAAGACCUAUAUUCUCACCUGUGAGCACGACGUGCUCAGAGACGACGGGAUCAUGUACGCAAAGCGCUUGGAGCGCGCGGGUGUGGAGGUGACCCUCGACCACUUCGAGGACGGCUUCCACGGGUGCAUGAUUUUCACCAGCUGGCCCACCAACUUCUCCGUGGGCAUCCGGACUAGGGAUAGCUACCUCAGGUGGCUGGAUCAAAACCUGUGA
Pipistrellus nathusii (Nathusius's pipistrelle) is the source of this 1227-nucleotide messenger RNA. The record is from the annotation of a GenBank genome assembly. NCBI's taxonomy places the organism in Eukaryota, Metazoa, Chordata, Mammalia, Chiroptera, Vespertilionidae.